Colletotrichum higginsianum IMI 349063 is the source of this 1593-nucleotide messenger RNA. RefSeq names its product C6 zinc finger protein. Bases 1 to 1593 code for a protein of 530 amino acids. Gene Ontology annotation, biological process: positive regulation of transcription by RNA polymerase II. Gene Ontology annotation, molecular function: zinc ion binding; DNA-binding transcription factor activity, RNA polymerase II-specific; transcription cis-regulatory region binding. The record is from RefSeq and is a predicted model, not a curated record. Lineage: Eukaryota; Fungi; Ascomycota; Sordariomycetes; Glomerellales; Glomerellaceae. The transcript has 4 exons. Gene Ontology annotation, cellular component: nucleus.
AUGACUUCCACAUCGACACGGCUGGCCCUCGCUACGAGGGCCUCGUCACAAACGACAAUCGGCGGCGGCGGCGGCGGCGGCGGCGACAGUGGUAGACGGCAGUGCUGGGAGUGUCAGCGCCGGCGGCUGGUCUGCGACUCGGCGCGCCCCGUCUGCUCCAAAUGCAAGAUCAGCGGCGUGGUGUGUCCCGGGUACGAGGACAAGAAACCGCUGACCUGGCUGGCUCCCAACAAGGUCAAGACGCGGACGUGGAAGCGCAAGGGUGGUGCUACAGCUGCUGGAGGCGACGCCGUCUCGAAGAGCCAAGCCGGCAGCCAAGAGAAAGACGACGUUUUAAGACUCGUCGCCAGUGGAAAGCAGCUGGUCCACAUCUUUCCUGGGCAAGAGUUGCGAUCGGAGACGUGCGAUAUCAUUGAGGCCACUCUCUACUGGAAUGAACAAGUCUACCCGUCCUUCACCUCGAACCAGCUGGCCCAGAGCCCCUGGGUCAUACCCGUGAUCUACGUCCACUACAUGAAGCCCUGCAUCCAGCACGCCCUGGUCGCCAUGGCCAUCGAGCACCGCUUGUUGCGCCUGUCGCAGCGGAAGAACGACCCGUUCGUGGCCGAGGUGCGGGCCAGGGCGUGCCAGCACCGCUCCACGGCGGUCCAGGCCCUGAACAGGGACAUCGCGCUCGAGCGGAUGUGCUCCUCGGACUUUACGUUGUCCAGCGUCAUCGUCUUUCUCUACGGUGAUCUCAUGGGAUCCGCGACGGCGUCCAACUGGCGCUUCCACAUCAAGGGAUUCACGGCCUUGAUCGCUCUGCGCGGCGGCUGGGAGGCCGUGUGUCAAAAGACGCCUCAUUUGAAAGUCCUGGUCCUCUUCUGUAAAAUCAUCGAAAACUUUGCCAACACAACCAGCCCAGCAGACGACCAGAUGUCACCCGUCUCCAACUUCGAGCUGAGGGAUCUCUGCGCAGACGUGUUCGGAACGGGCUACUACCCGUUUCUGCCGUGUCCCGCGGAGCUGUUCAUCGACAUCAUCCGGGUCAACCGCCUCCGCUUCCUCGCAACGCGCCAACCAGAUGAUGAUGAUGAUGAUGAUGAUGAUGAUGCCCAGGAGACCGCUGCGUCGAUCCGGCCCGAGGCGGAAGAGCUGCUCACCAAGAUCACCGACUUCUCGCCCGAAUCCUGGUCCGAGACCAAGGAGGACUCGAAGGAGGGCUACCUCACAAUGGCGCGGGUCUACCAGUCCGCCGUCGUGCUCUUCGCCAUCUCGUCCCUGCGGAGCGCCGGCGCCGUGGCCCCCUCCUCGGCCGGGUGGACGGCCGUCGCGAGGAUACACCGCAGCCGGCUGUUCUCGAUGCUCGAGACGACGGCCGCCUCGCCGCUGCUGAGGAGCUCCACGGCGUGGCCCAUCGUCGUGGCCGGCUUCGAGGCCAAGGGCGUCAGUCCGACGGCUCGGGCGUUCAUCCUCAAUCGGCUGGACGAGGAGAGCCGGGACCUGGGCGUGUAUCUGCCGCUGGCGGCGAGGAAAGUGCUCGAGCGGUUCUAUUCUUCUUCCGGGACUCGUUGGGAUGACUGUUUUGAUAGCCCUCAUGCACUGUUCACUUGA